This is a messenger RNA of Zeugodacus cucurbitae (melon fly), 2088 nucleotides long. Its product is annotated as protein rolling stone. The transcript is spliced from 4 exons. The record is from RefSeq and is a predicted model, not a curated record. NCBI's taxonomy places the organism in Eukaryota, Metazoa, Arthropoda, Insecta, Diptera, Tephritidae. Gene Ontology annotation, cellular component: membrane. Bases 904 to 1740 code for a protein of 278 amino acids.
CAUAAUUCAAUUAGAACACUACACCACGAUCAAUUAUAUGUAUAUAAUAAAAAGCCAAUAUAAAUUAUACACACAGUUCAUGCUCGUUCAUGCGAGCGCCUAGUUCAUCUUGCUGAAGAGUAGAACACGAAAAAGAUACAACAGUUUAUAACGAGCGGUUGGUGAGCGUCGUAGGCUGAUGGAGCUAGCUAAAAACGGGAAUUUGCCAAAAAAUUAAAAAAAAAAAAUAACUAAAAAAAAUUAAUUAAAAAGUAAAUUUAAAAAUAUUUUUCGCAAAAUUAAAAAAAUAUAUAUUUUUCGAAAAAUUAAAAAAAAUAUAAUUUUUUAAGUUAAACGGUAAAUUGGUCGAGGCUACAAAAAAAAUAUUUUUUUUUUUAUUUUAUCAGACAUUUUUUCUGGCUAGCGACUAGCACUAUACAUACAUAUGUAUAUACACCGGUGUGUGUCAGCUGUCGGUCGGUUCUUUACAUAUCCACAUUCCCUCGUUCGCUAUCUAAUUAAACAGAUGUGCUUUACAAGAUCGCUGUGUGCUUGCAAAUUAUCUACAUACACACAUACAUAGUAAACAGUACAUAUGUGCAUUCAUAUAAUUAGACUCAGCCGAAAAACGCUCGCCUUUCAUUAGACGGGGAAAAAUUGUUUGCCAUUCGAUUUGAACAAUUCGCUUAGAGCGCGCAUUUGGCUUCUGUACCUGCUCGCGGUUUAUUGUUGUUGCUAACACUCUUCAUUAUUCAACAUAACUACAUAAAUAUAUACGAGUACAUAAGUCACGGUUCGUGCGUUUUGUUCGCGUGCACGCGUGUCUUCUUUCAAGUGCACUCAGCAAAAGAACUAAGAAGAAAAAGAAGUGAAUUUUUACAGUAAAUUUCGGUUGUGUGAUUACAUAAAGUAAAGUGAAAAAACAUGCAAAUGAAGCAGAGUUUCGGACGCAGUCUCUUGAAUGAAUUUAAAUUGCGAAAAUUCGGCUUCAAGCAUAAGCAUUUGGAUCAGUUCUAUCAAUCGCAGUGGCAAAGCGGUGUGCGCAGUUUCUAUUAUUUACUAUACCGAUGGAUCUGGGCGUUAUUCUUUAUUUCUGUGUUCACAGUAUCCUUGGUUUUGCAAUUAUCCGAUGGCAAAUUCUUCAUCUUCUUGACGAAUUGGGGCAUAAUUGCGUGUAUGUUGGCACAGCUAAGCGGUGCUAUACUCGUGACACGAUGGUACUACAAUUUGGGCAGUGCGCGUAGCACGGUGAUGGAGGAAAAAAUGCUGAAGGAGCCACCGCCCACACCAAGACUGAUCAAAUUCUACUGGCUGGUACAUGGUGCGGCCUUAGCAUUGGCGCUCGUUAUCACCACAGUUUACUGGAAAUAUUUACAUGGGAAAAUGGACAAACCCAACCGCUAUCCGGUGAUGAGCUUCAUAACACACUGCCUCAAUUCAGUAUUUAUGCUGGUUGAUUUCUGGUUGGUCGCAUUUCCGGUGCGCCUAUUGCACAUCAUCUAUUGGAUGCUGUUGCCCAUAUUCUUCUACAUAUUCACUGUGUUCUACUACUUCGCGGGCGGCAGCGAUGAAUAUGGCCACCCUUAUGUUUAUCCAAUUUUGGAUUGGACCGUUCCCAUGCGCGCUUUAACCACCUUCGCUGGUGUUUUCAUCUUAUAUGUUAUCUAUGGCAUUGCUUUGUUUUCGCUUAGUAAAUUUAAGCGGUAUCUGUCACGUACUGUGAGCGCCAUGGAUAGUCCACAUGCCAUUGGAUUAAUCUGAAGUAUUUUAUGUUAGCAGAAUUACUUUUAAGCAUCGUAAGACAUUUUAGUAUUUGAAUUUUUUAAUACACACACUCAUACACUCAUUAUACAUUUAUACAGUAUAUUUAAAUGCACAUAAGACGUAUGUAUAUGUAAAUGCUGGACAUAUACAUACAUACAUAUUCAUAUGCAUUGCAUUCAUGCAUUGAAAUAAGUAUUUCGAGUAGUUAGCACGUAAUUUAGAAGAAAAUAUCGAAAAUUGAAUUAUAGGCCUAAGUGAUGAUAACCUAAAGUCGAAACUUUAUGCUUGUUCCUAAUAAGUAUAACCACAAUGAAUCAAUCAAUGAAAUAAAUAAUGAGCCAAGAA